Molecule: messenger RNA, 845 nt
Organism: Wasmannia auropunctata (little fire ant)
Lineage: Eukaryota; Metazoa; Arthropoda; Insecta; Hymenoptera; Formicidae
Product: ctenidin-1-like
Exons: 3
Coding region: 46-636 (196 amino acids)
Source: RefSeq, a predicted model, not a curated record
UAAUUUUUAUAUUUUUUAUUUCUCCGACAUACUUUUAUUACUUUAAUGGCGUCUUUAAUAAUUCCAAAAACUUAUGUACAUAUUCUAUUUUUUAUAUUUGUUUCAAGUUUUGAAAUAUUCCAUAUAAAUUUUGAUAACAUGCAUAAUGAUAAUAUUUUUAAAAAGAUACAUCAAAAGGUUGAAUUAAUACUGAUAUCCCGCGAUGAAUUAGGUGGUGGAGGAUAUGGCGGAGGACAUGGUCCUGGUGGACUUGGCGGUGGACAUGGAGGAACUUUAGGUGGCCACGGAGGAGGUUUAAGUGGUGGAUACGGUGGAGCAGGAGGAUUAGGCGGUGGACACGGAGGUCUAGGAGGAUGUACUGGUGGAGCAUGCGGUGGUGGUGGCGGCGGACAUGGUAGUGCUAAUGCCCACGCUAGUGCAAGCGCAAAUGCCGGUGCCGGAAGUGGAGGCCACGGCGGUCACAGUGGACCGGGAGUAGAUCUAUUCUCCCGUGGUAGUUUCGGCGAAACCGAUGACGGUACAAGCCAGAGCGGUACUGUCGAGGGGGCCAAAGGAGUUUACAGCAGCAGCGCGGCGAACAUAGACAGUACCGGUAAAGGUACUUACUCCGUUAAAGCCGGUAAAAUCCCGGCGUAAAUCCCGCAUUUAAUUUUCACCACUUUUCGGAAAUUGGUUGCCGCUUUGCUAGAGAUCUUCCCGACGACCGAAGAUGCUGUAGCUGUGAUUAUACAAAUACCUAUUUUGACAUAAACGUAGUACCUGUAAUUUGAGGUCUACGGUUUAUUUAUUUCCUAAUCGUCAAGCGUGAUGUGACGCCUAAAAUAAAUCCAUGAAAUUAUAUAACA